Eubalaena glacialis (North Atlantic right whale) is the source of this 870-nucleotide messenger RNA. It is a transcript of the gene DLX5, whose product is annotated as distal-less homeobox 5. NCBI's taxonomy places the organism in Eukaryota, Metazoa, Chordata, Mammalia, Artiodactyla, Balaenidae. Gene Ontology annotation, biological process: cell differentiation; embryo development; regulation of transcription by RNA polymerase II. Gene Ontology annotation, molecular function: DNA-binding transcription factor activity, RNA polymerase II-specific; RNA polymerase II cis-regulatory region sequence-specific DNA binding. The record is from RefSeq and is a predicted model, not a curated record. The transcript has 3 exons. The coding region runs from base 1 to 870 and encodes 289 amino acids.
AUGACAGGAGUGUUUGACAGGAGGGUCCCCAGCAUCCGAUCCGGCGACUUCCAAGCCCCGUUCCAGACGUCCGCAGGCAUGCACCAUCCGUCUCAGGAAUCGCCAACUUUGCCCGAGUCGUCGGCUACCGAUUCCGACUACUACAGCCCCGCGGGGGGAGCCCCGCAUGGGUACUGCUCUCCUACCUCGGCUUCCUACGGCAAAGCGCUCAACCCCUACCAGUACCAGUACCACGGCGUGAACGGCGCCGCGGGCAGCUACCCCGCCAAAGCUUACGCCGACUACAGCUACGCCAGCCCCUACCACCAGUACGGCGGCGCCUACAACCGCGUCCCGAGCGCCACCAGCCAGCCAGAGAAAGAAGUGGCCGAGCCCGAGGUGAGGAUGGUGAACGGCAAACCAAAGAAAGUUCGUAAACCCAGGACUAUUUAUUCCAGCUUUCAGCUGGCCGCGUUACAGAGAAGGUUUCAGAAGACUCAGUACCUCGCCCUGCCCGAACGCGCCGAGCUGGCCGCCUCCCUGGGACUGACGCAAACACAGGUGAAAAUCUGGUUUCAGAACAAAAGAUCCAAGAUCAAGAAGAUCAUGAAAAACGGGGAGAUGCCCCCGGAGCACAGCCCCAGCUCCAGCGACCCUAUGGCGUGUAACUCGCCUCAGUCUCCGGCGGUGUGGGAGCCCCAGGGCUCGUCCCGCUCGCUCAGCCACCACCCUCAUGCCCACCCUCCGACCUCCAACCAGUCCCCCGCGUCCAGCUACCUGGAGAACUCGGCUUCCUGGUACCCGAGCGCGGCCAGCUCAAUCAAUUCCCACCUGCCGCCGCCCGGCUCCUUACAGCACCCGCUGGCGCUGGCCUCCGGGACACUCUAUUAG